GGGAGACCAUAUUUAUGUCUUGAUUUCUACAUUACGUUCGGAUUCGCAGAACGUAGGGUAUCGGUCAUUCGCGAAGUUGCGGAAGACGCAACAGAUGCAGAUCAUCCCAGUUCACGGGUAUCAGUUGGUGUGUGUCAUGUCAAACGAGCCGAAAAGAAGAGUAACGGUGAGUGGACACUGGAUCCGACAAGGAUUUACCGCAAGUUUUUGAAACCAGGACGACAUUCGCCUCCGAAUGAAUCUUCUUCAGAAUUAUAUCCAGGUCAACGACCGCCUCUAAGACGUCGACACUCAGCCACUGGACCGCUGCAGUUCGCUCGUGCUGCCAAGGAUUUCAUUGUUCGCGGUCGUAACGCUCGUUUCAAGCGGCAGUUCUCGGACAUCAGUCGAAGCAGUCUGCCGAGACCUCCAACUGAAUUCUUCGAGCCGUCUGAUACACCCGAGGUGCCUGAUCAUCUCAAACCAGAGAUCUUUUAUAUUCUUCAAUGCCUCAAGAUGUUGGAAUUGCCAACCGAUUGGACACUAGACCCUCGGGAUAUAAAUGCAGAGAAAUAUUUAGCGGGUGAUUAUAUCAUAAGACCCGGUGAUGUGGACGAUAGCAUUGUUGCGGUACUUGAUGGCUCAGUUGUAGUGUACAUCAAUCACGGCGAUGGAAAAGAUCUGAAAGAGUAUAAAGUGCGUCUUAUUGAAAAGGGCGAUUGUUUUUUCAGUCUUCUUUCAAUGCUCGAAAUUUUAUUGGAUCAUGAAAAUAAGUUUCGGAAUGUAUGUGUACGCGCCGGAACAGAUUGUCGUCUAGCAAGGUAUAAAAUUCGCAAUUUUCGUGACUCAUAUAAGAAAAAUGCAAAAAUUUGGACACGACCAAUUCAGAUUGCUAUCACACGAUUGCUACACGUCACACUCACAACGCUUCAUCAAUAUUUCGGUUUAAGUGAUGAGCUUUUCAAAAAGCGUGUCGAUGAUAAGCGCAGUGGUGAGGAGCGGGCACGGCAGCCAUCCGGUAAUAUAGGUUCGAUCCGCCGCAAACAAAGACCUCGCCAAAGACAGAGCAGCUGUGAAGAAUGGAACGAUCAACAUCAAAUCGCACGUAAAUGGAUGACCGAAGUACUGAAAGUGGAAGGGGAUAAAGAGGCGAUCAAGAUUAUAAAUGAACGAACAACGAUAAUGAGUAUUCCUGAGAAUCAUAUUGUUUCUGAGCAAAACACCGAUGAAGAACGUCUAAUUUUGGUCAUAAGUGGUACACUUGUUUUGUCGCAGGAAACAGUAUUCGAAGAUGAAGAAGCAAGUGACGAUGAAUGGCAUUCAAUGAUAUAUCCUCGUGAGUUGGUCGGUGGUUUGCAGCUCUUAACAAGUGAACCAUCGUUUCAUACGAUUCGAUCGCAUACACCGGCUACGAUCGCAGUGCUGACAAAAGAUGAUUUCGCUGAACUUCUUGAAGUGCAUCCUGAGGUGAUCCUGCCAGUAGCCGAAUCAGUGGUUCGUCGUCUGAGUCCAUUCUUAAGAAGUGUUGAUUUUGCUAUUGAUUGGGUGCUUCUUGACUCGGGUCAAGCUGUCUAUAGGAGCGGUGAUGCAUCGGACUCGUUGUUUGUGGUUUUGAGUGGUCGUUUGAGAUCAGUGGAAAAGAAGAUGGUAGUUGAAGAGUUCGGUAGAGGUGAUAUGAUCGGUAUGGUUGAGGUAUUGCAACGUGUACCUCGUGCAACCACUGUGCUGGCGAUUCGAUUCUCACAGUUGGCACGUAUCCCUGAAGGACUUCUCAAUUACAUCAAAAUGAAGUUCCCGCAGGUUGGAUUUCGUUUGGUUCACUUGUUGGGUCACUACUACAGUUCAACGCAUCGUCGUUCGUUGGCUGUCAACAACGCCUUCACUGACCAUCUGUCAGGUCCAAUCGGAGAUCCUCGCAGUCAUAUAAAGAAUCUACACACAGUGGCCGUGAUUGCGGCGUCUGUAGACGUGCCUGUAGUGCCGUUUACGUGCGAACUCUACAAUGCACUCAACGUCAACAUUCGUGUUCUGCGUUUAAGCAGUAAAAAGGUGGCCGAACAUCUCGACCCAAGCGUUCUUGAAAAACAAGCUGAUUUCCGUUUGAUGCAUUGGUUGAACGUACAAGAGGAUACGUUCCCGCUGGUGAUCUAUGAAUGUGACAGUAUGGCUACGAAUUGGACACGGAGAUGCUUGAGACAGGCUGAUGCAAUCCUGUUGGUUGCGAAUGGACAUCAGAAGCCAAUCAAACAAUCUUUCAUGGAAGAGUUUUUGAGUAUCAAUCCGGAUUGGGUUCGUACAAAUAAAGAGCUGAUUUUGUUGUGGGACGAAGAAACGAUCGCGCCACAAGGAACCAUCGAGUGGUUGAAAGGCAGUUGGUUCUCAGGACAUCAUCAUAUCAGAUGUCCAAAACGAAUGAAACAAUGGAAUCCGUCCACGGUGACUGAGAGUGAAGUGAUCUCGUAUUAUGAGGAGAAUGUUUUCUGGGAUAAAGUCGACAAUAAUUCUGAUUUUGCACGUCUCGCGCGUAUCCUGACCGGGAAUGCUGUUGGUGUAGUGUUGGGCGGUGGGGGAGCAAGAGGUGCAUCACACGUUGGUGUUCUACGAGCGAUUCGGGAACAUGGUAUUCCGAUCGAUUUCAUUGGGGGAACUUCGAUGGGAGCUCUUAUCGGAGGGUUGUACGCUGAAUCUGAUGUGGAUGUUGAACAACGUGCCAAAGAGUGGUUCAUGUUGAUGACCUCAUUGUGGCCAAAAAUAUGGGAUUUAACCUAUGCAUAUUCGGCGAUGUUCACGGGUGCGGGUUUCAACAAAACGAUCCAAGCGGCCUUCUCAGAUAUCACCAUUGAAGAUCUGUGGUUGUCCUAUUUCUGUGUCACCACCGAUAUAAGCUGGAAGGCAAGAGUUGAAGCGAUCGUCAUUCGAACUGAGGAACUUCGCUCAUGGCAGUUUGGCGUGAAACUGAAAGUGUUUAAAGUUGAUUCAUCUACUUUCAGUGAUUCGGAGAUGCGAGUGCAUCGUAAUGGUCCCUUAUGGGCGUAUUGUCGUGCCUCGAUGUCACUUGCGGGCUAUUUACCUCCGUUAUGUGAUCCUGUCGAUGGACAUUUAUUACUGGAUGGCGGUUAUGUGAACAAUCUACCUGCUGAUGUUAUGAGAUCGAUGGGUGCCAAAGUUGUGAUCGCAGUUGAUGUGGGUGCGAGAUCAGAGGAUAACUUAACAAAUUAUGGUGAUUCCCUGAACGGAUUUUGGGUUCUUUUCAACAAGUUGAAUCCAUUCAGCAAGCCUGUCAAAGUGCUGAAUAUGGAAGAAAUUCAGGGUCGCCUUGCAUAUGUGUCGUGCGUUCGGCAACUCGAACAAGUCAAAAAGGCACCGUAUUGUCAUUAUUUAAGACCACCAAUCGCUCAGUACGAAACACUUGAUUUUGCGAAAUUUGAUGCAAUAGAAGAGGUUGGUUACAAUUACGGAAUGGAAACAAUCUCGGAUUUGGUCAAAGGAAGUGGUCUGCUGAAGAAUAUCAUUGGACCUGAGGUGUUACGCUCGCUGAGACUGCGACAAGGACGUCAUGAAUUGGCCAAGCGGAGUGUCUACGAUCGCUCGUUGGCAUCGUCGUUCACCAAUUUGGCCGCUCGCGUCUCGAAAAUACCAAAAGCGGUCCCUAGCAAAGAAAGUAGCUCGAUUAGUGGUCAUUCAUCUGAGGAUGAACUGAGUGAAGAUGAUCUAGACGGGUACGUUAGUGAGCCGUGUUCAAAUAGUUAUCAGUUGCGACGUUCGUCACGUCUGAUGUACAUCGGUGAUGAUGACCUCGAGCAGACCAGUGAAGAGGAGCACAGUGGAGGAGCGAUCACGCCGCAACGAUCGUAUUCUUUGUCGAAAUCCGAACAGUGCGAGCAAUUCAUCGAAUGCAAACAGUCCAAAAUUCGCAUCAGAUCGGCCAUGUCAAUACCGGCAAGUGUCAAAAUGACUGCAUCACUGACACGACGACAGACGUGUGUUGCUGAAAUGCUGAUCACGAAAGGCGCCGCUUCUGUGGAACAAUCGAGCGCGAAAAGAAAGUUGGCCGCAGCGAUGUCUCAUGCGCGGAAACGUCAUCGAACGAUGACCGAUGUUACGGAUGAGUUGUUCCGAUUCAACGAUAUACUCCGUGAACUGGGCGCCUCUACACAUGCUGAUGAUAAACUAUAUGUGGAACGUCCCGAAAAAAAUGCACUGGUGACGAAGUCAUCUGAUGCUGUUGUUUGUGAUAGAGGUGAGUAG
This is a messenger RNA of Anisakis simplex (herring worm), 4227 nucleotides long. NCBI's taxonomy places the organism in Eukaryota, Metazoa, Nematoda, Chromadorea, Rhabditida, Anisakidae. The record is from the annotation of a GenBank genome assembly.